GAGAGAUUUUGGCUGCCGUCAUGAGAUGAAUUUGUCAUAGCCAAUCGUAGAAGUGUCUCCCUUCUUGUUUUGCUAUUGCAAUAAUAUACAUAGAAACAAGACGAAGACCACCUGAGAAGUGGUUUCUUUCACGAAUUUUCCAUUUCAUGAUGGACGUUGUGUAGUUCGGUGAUUUUACUUUGUUUCUCAUCUUAUGUGCUGCUUCCGUUUCGAUUUCUAAGUUUCAUUUUGCUUUCGAAAUUUUGCAUUUUCUUUUCGUGCGGUCGUGACCGGCGUCGCGAAGAAGUACUACUAGAGAUGAUGUAGACGUGUUGGCCUUGGCAGCAGUAGACUUGGUCCGCUUCUUCAUUCACUUUUUUCCUCGAGCUUCGUCGCCCUGUAGGUGUAGUGCCUACGUUUUUCCAGCACUACCGACUUAGUGGCCAGGAUCGCACCGACCAUGCCCGGCACAGCGACUACCACCGAGCUGCUGUUCUAUCCGGAGGAGGAUGAAAAAUCCGAGAAGGACAGAAAAGUUGGAUUUUGGGAAAUCGCUUCGAUUGCAAGUUUCAAUUUUCCCUUCGGCGCGCUCUGCGGACCCAUGGGCGUCGCGAUCUUGCCCCUGGAGGCCGAACGACUGGCGCCGGAUAUCACAGUGAAAAGUGUUAACGUUAACGAAACUUGUCAUGCAGUAAUGCACCACAAAACAUGCCUGAAUUUGUAAUGCAUAGCAUGCAUAUUGGGCUACAUUUGUGAUGCAUGACUGCAAUCUGUGAAAAUUUAACAACGUCAACACUUUUUCUUGUGAUACCGGAAUCGUCCAGCAUUAUGCUUGGCUUCAUGAUGGGCAUAGUCGGCGUUACGCAGCUCGUAUGCCCACUAGCUGGCAUCCUGAGCGACAUGCAUCGCAGCAAAAUGGGGAAGAGGCGCCCCUUUGUUUUCGGUAUAUUAAUAGUGUUACCAAUGGGUGGAAGUUCGGGUUCACCCGGCGUUUAAGUCGCGCAGAUCAUGUCAUUCUCAGUGUUCAUUCGCGUACUUUGUCUGCUAUGACAAAAAUUGUUUGUGUUUCGCGAUUUGAUUGGUUUGGGCCCACCGUUGAAAUAUCUGCCUUCACCAGACGACCACUAGCUCCAAAUCCUCCGGCGCUUUCAGGUGGCGGCAUCGUGACGGUUGUGAGUCUGGCCGGGAUGUGGUUUUGCUCGCUGGAAAAGAUGAAGUACGAAUUCAUUAUCUGCCUCGUUGCGUCCAUGACGGGACUGAACGUGGCGUACACCGCUUCCUACGGACUGGUACCGGACCUGAUCCCCACCAAGGACCAGGGCAUGGCCAGCGGCAUCGUGGGCGGGCUCCAGCUGUUCGGCAGCCUGACCGGGUUCAUCUUCCUGAUCGUCACCUACAGCUACGACUACCACAUAAAUUACCUCCUCUACGCCAUCUACCUGGUCAUGUCGCUCCUCCUGAUCGCCGUCGUCGCACAGGAAGAGGACACCAGCAACUUGAUUCGCCCGCCCUUCAGUUGGCGGCAGGUGCUAAGCUCCUAUACCAUCGACUGCUCCGAGAGUUACGACUUUCUCUGGGUCUUCGUCGGGCGGACGUUUUACUACGUGGGCAUUUCCUGCCAGAGCUUCGUGCUGUUCUUCGUCCGCGACGUGAUCAACGUGGAGGAGGUGAGUGCGCAAAAGUACCACGUGGGCGCGAUGGCGCUGCUGGCGCAGCUGGUCGGCGGUGUGGUCGCCGUGCACGCGGGGAAGCUAUCGGACAACAAGUAUUACAAUGAAAAAUGUCCCCACACCCGAACUUGGGAGCAUUUGUAUUGCAAACCUUUCCAAAUGAAACAUUCGCUCUGUUGCAUCUAUCAGCAUCACAGGUUUCCAAUCGUGAAUAGCAAAAAUUUGUAUUGCAAAAGACCCCAGCAAGAGCGGCGCUUGUCAUGCAAGCGAUGCGAUACACGAACACGCCUAGACUCUGCAUCAGAAAGAUUCAUACUCCUUUCAUGCAUGACAAAAAGUUUUCAUUUAGAAACUUCGCAUCACAAAUUUUUGCAUCACAAAUUUUUGCAAUUUCAGGGGUGGGGGGCACUUUUCACUGUAAUAGCAAGUAUUUCGGCCGCAAACGCUUGGUGUACGCCGCCUGCACCAUCAUGGCCUGCGUGUACGUGCUGUGGAUGGCCACCCCGUGGAUCUUCCGGAACGAGAUCCGGUUUUACCUGAAUCACCUGGAUUUCGACCAGUACUUUAAGAAAUUUUUGCCCAAACGGGCAAGACAGUACUUGACACAGGACUACGUGUACGGGAGCAGCGGUAGCGCGGAAGACGCGAGCGGGCCACUGGAGGGCAGUAUGGCGCACGCCAGCAUGUCCUACAAGAAUUACAAUGCCGCUGCAGUAGAUGGAGGUGGGGAGGAUGAUGUGAUUGGCCUGGGAAGGACGGAAAAUGGAGGAGAAGACGGAAAAGCAGCCUCCUCGUCAAGCAGAGAAAGGAGGAGAGACUUGGCCGCUAAAACGUCCGCGAAAAAUAAUGAAUCCCGACCGCGCAACGAGUGGCUCGGGCAGGGGGAAAAGCUGCUGCGGCCAUACGAUAAGGACGCUUCAUCGGUUGUCGAGAAGCAAGGACCAAUAGCAAGCUUUUGGAGUGAUGUGGCAGCCUCCUUCUCCACAGGUAAUGCAAGAAAGAACAGCAGUAGAAGAAAAAGAAGAAAGCUCGACGUCGAGAAGACAACUGAAAAAGAAACCCGUGAUAAGGAAAGCAGUCCAGAGGAAGCGCAGGAAGAGUCCGAGUUUUCAGCGCUGAAUAUGGCACCAACGUCCUACCGCAACACCUUGCCUGCCGCUAGCGGCGCCGCCGCCGCUGCAUUGGUAUAGUGGAGUCUUUCAGGUUUGGUGAAUAACAAAAUGCUGCGAAUUUGGAGAUCAUCGAAUUUCCAGAAAUCUCAAUCUUCUGGAUAAAAUAAAAGUACCUACGUGAGAUACGUACUUCGCUCGUACGCUUUUCUCGCAUCAGACGAGCACUGUUUAUUGCAAACUCGAGGAUGAGGCUGAGGACUUGUUAAAUCACUCGAAAUCAUAAAAAAACUGCAUCAGGCCGAGGCAAGCGUGGACAGCAGCAAUACCAACACCGCACCAACGGACCCGGAAACAACUACGGUCAGCACGACCGUGCAGGAUGACGUGGAGGACAGCCCGGAGUGGGGCGUGUUUAACCUCCCCGGGAACAGUCGCACGACCCAGGGGAUGGAGCUGAUGUUUCUCUAUAUCCUGAGUGAAAACGUCCCCACACCAGAGUUGUAAUGCAGAUUUGCAAGCACAGGAGCACAUCCCCAUGAGAGGCAUUUCCCAUCGUGUUUUGGAACUUGUAAUGUUGCAAACAGGAUGAGGAGAUGGAUUUGUUAUGCGGCUUCCCUUGCUAAGCUGCACUACAGUACAGCAUGCAACUUGUCAUGCGUGACCCCCAAAACUUCAAGGUUUGUGUUGCAAAAUCCCCAUCUUGACUCUGGUGUGGGGACGUUUUUAAAUAUGAUACUCUACGGCUGCAUGGCGGUUUACGGUGUGGGCAACGGGGCCUACCUAGCCGUCGACCUCGCGCUUGCUUUGGACUGCCUGCCCGAUCCGGAGACCUCGGCGCAAUCGCUCGGCAUCUGGGGCGUGUCCGCCUUUCUGGGUCUCGCGAUCGGGCCGCUAUUGUGGGGGUAAGUCGCUGAUGUUGUGCUGCGCAAAGUGAUCUAUCGAUCGCCGGAAAUUUUCACCGUGACCGGGCUAGCGCGGGCACUUUUUGGGAAUCGCGGCGCGGUGGUGAAAUCACAAGCGCCCUGCGUUUCCCCGAGCUAAUGCUCGCCGAAGGCCUUACCGAAAAUGACACAUCUUUGCAAAAAAAGCAGCCGGAGACUUUCUCCGUGACCGGGCUAACGCGGGCACUUUUUUGGAAUGGCAGCGCGCUGGUGAAAUCACAGGCGCUUUGCGCUUCCCCGAGCUGUUUCGUGCCAAAAGCCCUACCCGGGAAGGCGUUUUUUUUCAAAAAAAGCAGCCGGAAAUUUUCUCCGUGACCGGGCUGACGCGGGCACUUUUUUGGAAUGGCGGCGCGCUGGUGAAAUCACAGGCGCUUUGCGCUUCCCCGAGCUGUUUCUUGCCAGAAGCCCUACCCGGGAAGGCGUUUUUUUUCAAAAAAAGCAGCCGGGAAUUUUCUCCGUGACCGGGCUAACGCGGGCACUUUUUUGGAAUGGCGGCGCGCUGGUAAAAUCACAGGCGCUUUGCGCUUCCCCGAGCUGUUUCUUGCCAAAAGCCAUACCCGGGAAGGCGUUUUUUUUCAAAAAAAGCAGCCGGAAAUUUUCUCCGUGACCGGGCUAACGCGGGCACUUUUUUGGAAUGGCAGCGCGCUGGUGAAAUCACAGGCGCUUUGCGCUUCCCCGAGCUGUUUCUUGCCAAAAGCCGUACCCGCGAAGGCGUUUUUUUUCAAAAAAAGCAGCCGGGAAUUUUCUCCGUGACCGGGCUAGCGCGGGCACUUUUUUGGAAUGGCAGCGCGCUGGUUAAAUCACAGGCGCUUUGCGCCUCCUCGGGCUGUUGCUUGCCAAAAGCCGUACCCGGGAAGGCGUUUUUUUUCAAAAAAAAGUGCCGGAAAUUUUCACCGUGACCGACCUAAGGCAGUCACUUUUGAAAAAUGGAUCCUCAAAUGGGCUUUCUUUGUGUUUUGCAGAAGAGACAGGGUAUUGAGCAAAAGACAACGUCGAACGAAAACGAAAACGGCAGUUGUGAUGUUUCAGUUACUGCAUGCAAAAAAAUUCCAAUCUACCUCCAGGUCCGCGCUGGAACUCUCCGGUGGCGAAACUAUUGGGGAUGUGCGGGUCUACCCCUACACGGGCUACGCCUAUAUGCUGCUUGGCGGUUGUGUGUUUUGCUUCCUCUCUGGUGCCGUGGUGCGAAAAAUCAAGAAAAGCACGUAAGUAGAUCAGAAAGGGAUGGCGCACACGCGGGAAAGCCGAUGUGAAAAAUACUGACGCAGAUGUUGCUUUGACCUGUGCUGCUACAAUGAAAUACGCUUUUUCUGGGUGUGAUUCUCAUUCAUUGUAUACGAAAACUGACCAACGAGUAGUGACUCGCUGUGAAGUAAGUUGUGCAGACUCAAACCACCGUCAUCUCCAUGUUUUGCACGCGACUCCUUUCAGCCGUCCUCCUACAACCACAAAUGUUGUUUAAGCUCUCACUCGUUCAUCUCUUGCAGAAUUCAUUGUGCAUCGUUUUUCUUUGGUGCUUCACGUUUCCUGU
Molecule: messenger RNA, 5233 nt
Organism: Amoebophrya sp. A120
Lineage: Eukaryota; Dinophyceae; Syndiniales; Amoebophryaceae
Source: the annotation of a GenBank genome assembly